This is a messenger RNA of Monoraphidium neglectum, 804 nucleotides long. Its product is annotated as Chloride channel protein CLC-a. Gene Ontology annotation, biological process: transmembrane transport; chloride transport. The transcript is spliced from 4 exons. Bases 1 to 804 code for a protein of 267 amino acids. Lineage: Eukaryota; Viridiplantae; Chlorophyta; Chlorophyceae; Sphaeropleales; Selenastraceae. The record is from RefSeq and is a predicted model, not a curated record. Gene Ontology annotation, molecular function: voltage-gated chloride channel activity. Gene Ontology annotation, cellular component: membrane; intracellular membrane-bounded organelle.
AUGGAGCCCGAACACGAGCAGCAUGGGCUGCUAAAAUCAGCAACCUUCAGGCAGGUCACGCAGCGGCACACACCUCAGCUGCCCUCCACCGAGGACAUUCUGACCAAGGUGUUUGGCACGAAGAACGCACCAACACAGCGCGUAUCAGAAUCGCUUGACUAUGAGCCGGUACAGAACAAGAUAUUCUACAAGCGGAUGAAGGCGGCCAAGGAGAAAAAGCACCUCUUCGGUUACACCGGCCACACCUUUGCCAAGUUCCUAAUCACGAUCACGUCCGGCCUGCUGACCGGCGUCUUCGCGGUCGCGCUGUCGCAGCUGGUGCACCACUCGUUCGAAUGGAAGAACGAGUACGUGCAAUCAAUCCUCGACGAGCCCGGGGAGGGGCGCAUAUGGAUCGCGUUCCUGUGGCACUGCGCAUACAGCUGCCUCCUGGUGUCCUUCGCAGUCGCGCUGGUCCAGUACUGGGCGCCCCAGAGCGCCGGCGCCGGCGUGACGCUCGUGAUGGCGUACCUUAACGGCAACCACGUCCCCAACCUGCUGCGCCUGCGCACCCUGGUGGCGAAGUUCGUGGGCACUGUGUUCUCAGUGGCUGCCGGGCUGCCGAUGGGGCCUGAGGGGCCCAUGGUCCACAUGGGGGCGUGCGUGGCGAGCGUCAUCACCUACGCGCAGUGCACUUGCCUGCGCACGGGCCGCUGGCUGAGCUGCUUCGGGCGGCGGCGGCUGAAGAGUCACGAGCAGCAGAUGCUGGAGAAGAUGAAGGUCUUGGACGACAUCGUCAGCGACUCUGGUGAGGGCCAGGGGUGA